CCCCCAUCUUCUGUCAACAGGACAAGGCUGAGCAGGACUCUGGAGGUCCGAGUCCACGGAGGGUUAAUACUGAGUCCCAGGGGAGCCUGACUGUUUUAUUCAAGGGUAUCGUGCUUACAUGACUUUAUUCCGAUUUCAUCAGUUAUCCUCUCGUCAGCGACCGGAUUUGGAUCCCUUAUGAUUUUAUUUCAACUUUCGACAACCGUUCUGUGAUUAAAAGAACAACAUUGGACCUUUAUCUUCACAUUAUUAUAUCCGUUAUUGAUGAUAUUUGUUAAUUCAGAUCGUUGUUAAUUAUCCAUAAUUAAUGUUACUAUGAAACCAAGUGGAGGAGGUUCGCUGGAGGAUGGACCGUUUGGUGUUCAUACUCUCCCCGUCCCGGAGCCUACGGUCCGGACGCCCUAUGACAAGAAGGAGGAGGAGGACUCUGCUGUCAAGUCAGAGGCGGAGGAGAGCAGCGACAGACCGCAUCCCACUGAGCUGUCCGUCCACAACCCCAUUCCCAGGAAGAACAUAACUCAGAUCAUUAAAGACAAGAAGAAACAGACCCAACUCACUCUGCAGUGGCUCGAGGACAACUACAUGGUGUGUGAAGGCGUGUGUCUCCCCCGCUGCAUCCUCUACGCACAUUACCUGGACUUCUGCCGCCAGGACAAGCUGGACCCGGCAUGUGCUGCUACUUUUGGAAAGACCAUCCGUCAGAAGUUUCCUCUCCUGACAACCAGACGUCUUGGCACUAGAGGACACUCAAAGUAUCAUUACUAUGGCAUUGGCAUCAAAGAAAGUAGUGCCUACUACCACUCAGUCUACUCAGGGAAGGGGCUGACCAGAUUUUCUGGAAGCAAGCUUAAGAAUGAGGGUGGCUUCACAAGGAAAUACUCCCUGAGUUCUAAAACAGGAACGUUGCUCCCAGAAUUCCCCAGCGCCCAGCACCUCCUGCUACAGGGAAACAUCCCCAGAGAAAAGGUGGACACUCUAAUCAUGAUGUACAAAACCCAUUGUCAGUGCAUCCUGGACAAUGCAAUUAAUGUAAACUUUGAAGAGAUACAGAACUUCCUGCUCCAUUUCUGGCAAGGUAUGCCAGACCACCUUUUGCCCCUGCUGGAGAACUCUGUGAUUAUGGAUAUCUUCUGUGUGUGUGACUCCAUUCUUUAUAAGGUGCUCACUGACGUGCUCAUUCCUGCUACCAUGCAAGAGAUGCCUGAAAGUUUGUUGGCAGACAUCCGGAACUUUGCCAAGCACUGGGAGCAUUGGCUCACUUCGUCUCUGGAGAAUCUCCCAGAAUGCCUUGCAGCAAAGAAACUUCCCAUUGCACACCGCUUCAUCUCGUCUCUGAAGAGACAGAGUUCCUUUCUGCAUCUGGCGCAGAUCGCCCGGCCAGCCCUGUUCGACCAGGCAGUGGUGAACAGUAUGGUGACGGACAUGGAAAAGGUGGAGCUGAGCACCAUCAGUGUUCAGCCACUCCUGGGCAUCACUGCUGCAGGAGAGCAUGCUGACACUGAUGUCUACUCAGAGUAUGACUCCAUCGCAGUCUUCCAGGAGCUCAAAGACCUGCUGAAGAACAAUGCCACUGUUGAGUCCUUCAUCGAAUGGCUCGACACUGUUGUGGAACAGAAAGUAAUCAAGCCGGGUCAACACAGCAGUCGGUCGGUCAAAAGACGAGCACAAGACUUCCUGCUGCGCUGGAGCUUCCUAGGCGCCCGAGUGAUGCACAGCCUCACUCUCAACAACGCCUGUAGCUUUGGGUCGUUCCAUCUGAUCAGAAUGCUGCUGGAUGAAUACAUUCUGUUGGCAUUGGAGACACAGUUCAACAACGACAAGGAGCAGGACCUACUCAAUCUACUGGACAGAUCUAUGAGAAACGCAGACGCCAGUAGAGCUGCAUUCAUGGCCUCGCCUAGUUCCUGCUUCCUAGCCAAUCGCAACAAGGCCAGCAUUGCCACUGACCAAUUGGUGAAGAAUGAGGGUCUGGCAGCACAUGCCUAUAUGUCUUUAUCAGCCAAUCAGCAACAGUGCCUUGAAGCCAGCCUUGCUGUCUAUCAGAGCACAGAAAACGCUGGUUUCUCCGUUUUAGGAGCCAGCCAGCUUGAGUACUGCCAGGCUGCCUUGAUGACCCCUCCCAUCUCCCCCACCACGCUAGCCAACCGUGGCUCGGUCAUCAACCAGGGGCCCACUGGGAGACCUCUGACCUCCAGCUCGUCUUCCACCUCUGUCCCCUGCCCGUCCUCCUCUUCCUACCUCUCCUCCUCCUCCCUCUCCAUGAGUGUGGCGGGCCAGCCCGACCCCUGCACCUCCUCGUACCCGGAGGCCCUGUACCACUCCGGGCCUCCCCCCAGCUCAGGGUUCUUCCACACGUCCUCUAGCUCAGCCAGCUACCAACACACACUCAGGCCUCAUGGGCAGAUGCAGUCCCCUGCUCUGUCCGGGACCUCGUCCCUGACCUAUCAGCUUCCGUCUCGCUACCAGCCCUACCAAGGGCCCCAUGGCCCCGGUCCCAGCCAACCUCCUCCCGUCAGCGGCCUGCUGUCCUACAGCUCUUCCUGCUCCUCGGACACGCCCCAGGCCGGUGUGGAGCGGGGGAUAGAUACCCAGACCCCGGCCGGUCAGCGGAUGGCCCACGUGGGGCCCUCGGGGGAGUAUGGAUACGUACCUGAUGCUAGCCAGGCUCAGGGACACCACUAUUCAGCAGGUUACUAUGGCAACAGCAGCUACAUUCAGGGACAACGGAUCCUGUCAUCGGUGGACCAGCAUGUAUCAGUCAUCAGCAGUGUGGCCAGCCUCCGACCCUUCCCCCCCAUGUUCUCAGAGGUCCACGACCCACUCAACAUCCUGGACGUCCCGGGAAGGAAAAGCCCUGCGCUGUACUACGAGGAGGUUGAAGAGGCGGAAGGUUGUCGGGGCCCAAAGCGCCAGCCUGCUCUGGGGUCCCUCUACGCGGUGGAGCCUGCAGUGCCCAGGCCCUGCAUGUAUGGAGGGGCCCCCCCGCCGUUCCCCCCCCAGGACCAGCUCUCCUCCUCGCUGCCUCCAAUCAACACUGUGUUCAUGGGCCAGGCUGCGCUGCCAUGAACCACCUCCUGCGUGAGGACUUCUAAAUUCCUAAACCAUGUUUACCCCCGCUUCACAACACAUGAAGGGUUGGUACACAUUAGUGGUACAUUCUGUGACCCACAGAAUGUUUUCUAAGGCUGGAGCUAAGAAUAUACGUUUCUAUCCACUAAUUAUACUAGAUACCAAACCCUCGUUAUUGAUUCCCCUAUUUUAUUUUUGUUAGAAAUGAUUAGUUAUUUAUUUAUUUUACUGUUGAGCAUUUCAAUAUUAUGUAUUGAUUUUACUGUAAGAUAUGAUACCGUGGUCUAGUUUAAACAGAAUAGGGUAAAAUAUUUGACCAAUGAAAUUUUGCGGUAAUCAUACCCUGUACAUGUUGUUAGUCUGAUUAUUACUAUAUCUUCACUAAUUGAAUAAGGAAUUAUUUAUUAGAGCAUUAAUACAAGAUUGGUGCAGGUUGCUUGAUGUCUGCCAAUGGCUAGGUCGUUCUGAAAAUAUACAAUAUUAAUAAUUACA
Messenger RNA from Gadus morhua (Atlantic cod), 3561 nucleotides. It is a transcript of the gene rfx6, whose product is annotated as regulatory factor X, 6. NCBI's taxonomy places the organism in Eukaryota, Metazoa, Chordata, Actinopteri, Gadiformes, Gadidae. The record is from RefSeq and is a predicted model, not a curated record. Gene Ontology annotation, molecular function: RNA polymerase II cis-regulatory region sequence-specific DNA binding; DNA-binding transcription factor activity, RNA polymerase II-specific. Gene Ontology annotation, biological process: regulation of transcription by RNA polymerase II. The coding region runs from base 316 to 3066 and encodes 916 amino acids. The transcript is spliced from 20 exons.